Messenger RNA from Dreissena polymorpha, 2958 nucleotides. Its product is annotated as conserved oligomeric Golgi complex subunit 3-like. Gene Ontology annotation, cellular component: membrane; COG complex; cis-Golgi network. The transcript is spliced from 22 exons. Gene Ontology annotation, biological process: intracellular protein transport; Golgi organization; intra-Golgi vesicle-mediated transport. The coding region runs from base 30 to 2591 and encodes 853 amino acids. The record is from RefSeq and is a predicted model, not a curated record. Lineage: Eukaryota; Metazoa; Mollusca; Bivalvia; Myida; Dreissenidae.
CGUUUAAUUGACGCAGAUCAUAAAUAAUCAUGGCGGAUGUGGCACUUCCUGGAUUGGACCAACGCAAGCUUCGCGAACGUUUAUCGCAAUGGGACUCACAGUCAGAUCCAAAAGCGCCCUUGACAACCUUCCAGAAAGACAUUUUUAUUGAACUUACUAACUUUGCAAACGAAAGACCAUUCCCAAAUGAGCUGCCAGCAGAUGAAAGCUCCCAACUUCUCAAGGCCCCGUCAGAUGCCCAGGACUCUACUGGCUCCCACAGUCUGAUACUGAGGUACAUGCAGCAGGUGGACACAGAGGGGUCCUCACGCAUUGAGAAUGCCCAGCAGUUCUUUUCCUGGUUCUCUGAAGUUGAAAGUGAAAUUGAAAAAGAGGAGGACUUGCCAUACAGAUCUCACAUGGAAGAGCUGGCCAGUCAUCGGGCCCAGUGUGACUGGGUACUGGACGAAGUGUCCGCGGGCCUCGAUCACCUGAUGGAGCUACAGAGGCAGUAUGUCCAUGUGUCCACGAAGACCAACGCACUGCACGAGGCUUGUGAACAUCUGCUGGAAGAACAGACCCGACUAAUGAACCAGGCAGAAAACAUCAGCAACAAGCUGUCAUACUUUAAUGAGCUGGAGACCAUCUCAAGUAAACUAGGAUCACCGACUCUGACGGUCACCAAUGAGUCGUUUGUUCCCAUGCUUUCAAGACUGGAUGAAUGCAUUCUCUACAUAAAAAAUAAUCCCCAGUACAAGGAGUCUCCAGUGUACCUGGCGCGGUUAAAGCAGUGUCUAUCCCGGGCACUGAAUCUCAUGAAGUCUCAUGUGACUCACAUCCUCAUCACCUCCACCCAACAUGUCCGCUCGUCAAAGGACUCACAGAACGCUGCAGACAAUGCAUUCACACUGUUCUAUGGCAAGUUCAGAGCCAAUGCCCCACGUGUACGCUCAUUGAUGGAACAGCUUGAAAUGAGAACUGACAAGUCACCAGAGUACGAGCAGAUCCUGUCAGACUGCCAUCAGUGCUACUUCUCCCAGAGGGAACAGCUGCUGUCUCCCAGCAUCACGUCCACGAUUGGAGAUCUGGCGGCCAAACAUGUGAGAGAUCACUGCUCAUUGAUGCGAAGUGGUUGUGCAUUCAUGGUCCAUGUUUGUGAAGAUGAAUAUCAGCUCUACCUGAACUUCUUCUCCAAGCCAACCACCCAGCUUGAUGAGAUGCUGGAGAGACUUUGCAGCUGUUUGUACGACGUGUUCCGGCCCCUGAUCAUCCACAUAAACCACCUGGAGACCCUGUCAGAGUUGUGUAGCAUCCUCACCAUAGAGAUGAUAGCAGAACAUGUGCAGAACAACCCUCAAGAGUUGCGGGCCUUUGAGCACGUGAUCCGUCAGCUGUUGAUGGACGUGCAAGAGCGCCUCGUGUAUCGCACGUACAUCUACAUCCGCAGUGACAUACUGCAGUACGCGGCGGCUCAGGGAGACCUUGCAUAUCCAGAGAAACUCGAGAUGAUGGAGAGCAUAGCAGAGAGCAUUAAGAAGUCCCAGAGUAGGGGAGGCCACUCUCGGACCCCAUCCAACGCGUCAAGUACCAGCGCAGAGGUCGCGCGCCUUACAGGGGCCGAGGGGGAGGGGGAGACAACCCCGCUGGAUGUCGUGCCCCUUCAGGAGGACCCUAGCAAUGGGUGGCAGGACGUGACUGCAGGGGCAGGCACUAACCUGACAACCUCUAUGCCGAUGUCUCCAGCAGACCUGCAUGGGAUGUGGUACCCGACUGUGAGACGUACCCUGGUGACGCUAUCCAAGCUCUACAGAUGUAUUGACAAGACGACAUUCCAGGGCCUGUCCCAGGAAGCCCUACAGAUGUGCAUACAGUCCCUGCUGAACGCCAAGGAGGGGAUCACCAAACGCAAGACUCAGCUGGAUGGUCAGCUGUUCAUGAUCAAGCAUCUACUGAUUCUGAGGGAGCAGAUUGCGCCAUUCCAGGCCGACUUCUCAAUCCGUGAAACAAGUCUGGAUUUCAGCAAGUUCAAAGAACUAAAGUUUCACAAUUUAGUUGAUGCUGCCUACGGUCUUGUGAACAGACGGUCACAGAUUUUCUCGUUCAGUUCCAAUAACGCCCUUCUUCAGUUUAUAGUAGAGGGCACGCCGCAAGUGCAGGAGAACUUUGUCGACUCGAAACGAGAUGUGGACAGUCAACUGAAGAAGACAUGUGAAGAGUUCAUACACCACGUGUCCGACGCCAUGACAGAACCUCUGAAAACCUUUCUCUCUCGGGCAUCCAUAAUUAUCAACAUGGGUGAAGAUGAAAACAUCAAGGGGGUGACACUACGCACUCAGCCAUUCGCUGUCCCGGAGAAGUUACACGAUGUUGUUGCGGAAACGUACAAACUUAUCAAGAAGAUGGUUCCCACAAUCCACCGGGCCAUGUCACUGUAUCUGGCAAACAGGGAAACGGAACUUAUUCUCUUCAAACCUAUAAAGGUGAACAUUCAGCAGAGGUUCCAGAGGCUGACCGAGAUACUGGCGUCCCAUUACACUGAGGAGGACCAGCAGAUAGUAGCCUGCCCUCGGACUGAACAGAUAAAUCUGCUUCUGAUGGCGACAAAAGCUUAAAUGCGUCAGAGGCUUAAAAACGAAGACUUCAAGAUUCAUGUGAAAUACUAAAUAUGGAAUAUGUAUUUAUUGUGGGCAUAUAAAUAUCCAAAUUUAUCAAUUGUAUCUACAGAUAAUGUUUCCAUAAGUAUGAAGGAAUUUAAUUUAUGUAUUUGUGUACAUAAUCUUUCCAUAAGUAUGCAGGAAUUUAAUUUAUGUAUUUAUGUACAUUGGUUUUGUCUUACAUGUAGGACUUUUGUAAAUAAAUGUUGAGAUGCUAUAUAUAUAUUGUGAAGAACAAUUUUGUUGUUCACGUAGAUGUAAUUUAAUGCUAGGGGAAUGAGACGGUCUACCCUAGACUUGAUUUGAAUAAAUAUCUUUUAAUGAA